Molecule: messenger RNA, 570 nt
Organism: Penicillium malachiteum
Lineage: Eukaryota; Fungi; Ascomycota; Eurotiomycetes; Eurotiales; Aspergillaceae
Exons: 3
Coding region: 1-570 (189 amino acids)
Source: RefSeq, a predicted model, not a curated record
AUGCAUUUCAUCACAGGACUUAGUCUUCUGGCUGCUCUCGCAGAAACCUCAUCUGCAAGUCCCAUGAAGCGAACUUCAACAGUUGACAUUACUUUCAUCGGAGCAGCAAAUGCUCAGUUCUCCCAGAACUUCCCUACUGAUGGCUCUUCUGUCUCUAUCUCCAACCCAUUAAGCAUUUCGCACAUUGCAUCCGGCAACGGAAACGUCCAGUGCACAUUCAACGGCAUCGACCACAGUGUGACAACCGUUACUGGAGCCGAGACUGUUGAUGUCGGGCCUCCCCAGACUCAAACCUCUGGAUCCUGUCAUAAGAUAUCCAAUCCCGUUGGACAACACGUCGUGGUUACUUUUAUCGGGGCUGCUGGUGCAGAGUUCACCCAGAGCUUCCCAGUCAAUGGAGGAUCUGUUCAGAUUACUAAUGUCUUGAGUAUCUCUCACAUUGAGAUGAAUGCUGCGGGUGUUACUUGUACCUUUGAUGGUAUUGAUCAUAGUGUUACCACACUUAGUGGCUCGCAGUUUGUGGAUGUUGGACCUCCUCAGACUCAGGUCUCUGGUAUCUGUCAUUCUUAA